Molecule: messenger RNA, 3784 nt
Organism: Misgurnus anguillicaudatus (oriental weatherfish)
Lineage: Eukaryota; Metazoa; Chordata; Actinopteri; Cypriniformes; Cobitidae
Gene: slc15a4
Product: solute carrier family 15 member 4
Biological process (GO): transmembrane transport; oligopeptide transport
Cellular component (GO): membrane
Molecular function (GO): transmembrane transporter activity
Source: RefSeq, a predicted model, not a curated record
CCCUGCAGGAGUGACACCGUGACGCUGAUGAGUGUACACUUGCUGUCACGCGCUAGUAUUGUGACUGGCUGUUCUGUUAAAGUCUGUGGCUAAACUUCAUAUCAUCAGACUUUUAGGCUUUUAAAGGUAAACAUUUUGAACAAAAUGCACACUGGGUAUAGGUGUACACGUCGCGGGCUAAACAGCUAAAUGUGGAGUACUGUUGAGUGUGAAAGAAAGGUUUGGAUUUUGGUCAGUUGACCACCCUCAACGAAACAAGUAAACCGAGCCAUGGCGCGCAGGGAUACAAACGAGAGCACCCCUCUUUUGGAGAACUCAGUGACUUCAACCAGAUCAGAGCCAGUGUUUAUAGGCAGGAGACUGGCAUGUGCUGCUGUGCUCCUGACAGAGUCUUUAGAGAGAAUGGCUUUUUAUGGCAUCACCUCAAACCUGGUACUCUUCCUCAACCAAAGCCCCUUCUACUGGGAGGGCACUUCGGCCAGCCAGGCCCCGUUGAUGUUCAUGGGGGUCACUUAUUUGAUAUCACCCUUUGGUGGAUGGCUGGCAGAUGCGUGCCUUGGCAAGUUCGUAACCAUAGCUUUGAGUUUAGUCGUCUACUUGAUCGGAAUGCUGCUUUUCCCAUUUGUGUCUAGCGAUAACACCAGGAAUUAUCUUUGUGGAGAAGAGAUGGCAUUCCCGGUACAGCCAGCAGAGUGUUUUCCUGUUAAUGGAACUGUGCCCGCUAAUGUCACCUGCAUCAAUCGAAAGCCAUACUGUAGGCCUGCCAUCUACAGUGGCCUGGUGCUGGUGGCGCUUGGGGUCGGAGCUGUGAAAUCAAACAUCACUCCAUUCGGGGCAGAUCAGGUGAAAGAUCAAGGUCCAGAGGCAACUCGGCGGUUCUUUAACUGGUUCUACUGGUGCAUUAAUCUGGGGGCAAUCUUCUCACUGGGUGGCAUAGCCUACAUUCAGCAGAACAUCAGCUUCUCAAUUGGCUACAUCAUCCCUGCUGUCUGUCUCGGCGUGUCCCUCUUUGUCUUUCUUUUGGGACGUACGGUUUUCAUCACUAAGCCUGCGGAUGGAAGUGCCUUCAGUGACAUGUUCAGGAUCCUGGGCUCCGCCCUUUGUGGACGUGGCCCAAAAGAACCCAGCCUGCUCAGGCCAAAGCCAACUCUGUUGGACGGUGCCAAGGUGACAUACGGUGGCCGAUUUCCAGAGGAGAAAGUGGAGGAAGUGAAAUCUCUGGUUAAAAUACUUCCUGUUUUCCUUGCCCUUAUUCCAUACUGGACCGUGUACUUCCAGAUGCAGACCACUUAUUAUCUCCAAAGCCUCCAUCUGAGAAUUCCUGGAGCCGAUCCCAACAUGACAGACUAUAACCCGAACACCUUCCAUUUCCCAGCGGCUUGGCUAACAAUGUUUGAUGCUGUGCUGAUCCUGAUGCUGAUCCCUCUCAAGGAUAAAGUGAUAGACCCCAUUCUGAAACGCAAGGGCCUGGUGCCCUCGCCUCUGAAGAGGAUCGCUGUGGGCAUGUUCUUUGUGAUGUGUUCAGCUGUGGCGGCUGGCAUUUUGGAAACAAAGAGGCUGGAGAUCAUCCACACACAAGAUCCCAUCCAGCAGACCAUCGCUGAAGCUACCUACUAUGCAGCAGAUCUGGCUAUAUGGUGGCAGGUGCCUCAAUACUUCCUUAUUGGCGUCAGUGAAGUCUUUGCUAGUAUUGCAGGUUUGGAGUUUGCGUACUCUGAGGCCCCGCGCUCUAUGCAAAGCGCUAUAAUGGGCUUGUUCUUCUUCUUCUCUGGCAUCGGCUCAUUCGUGGGAUCUGGACUUCUUGCUUUGGUCUCUCUUAAAGUUAUUGGCUGGAUGUCCUCACACACAGACUUUGGAAACAUCAAUGACUGCACACUGAAUUACUACUUCUUCCUCCUGGCGGCCAUUCAGGGAGUUACCCUCCUCGUCUUCCUCAUCGUAUCUGUGAAGUAUGACAAACAGAAACCUAAAGCAGGGAGUCUGAACAACUCAUGACCACUAUCAUGAAACACAGCAGUACUCCUCCACCGCCAAAUCAUGUGCCACAACACUGGCCCUUAGUAUUUUAAAAGUGGAGGUAGGCUUAAAAAUAAUUCACUCAAAACUCAAACCCAUUUUAUUUACUUAAACUGACCUUUUACUGGUGACUUUUAAUACUUUAUAAUUUGACCAAAAGCAAAAGUCAAGUGAUCAUUUGCUAAAUUGUUUAUAUAUUAGACAGUUCACUCCAUCAGCAAACUAUAAUAUGAAAUUCAUGUUUGCUAUAGAGUGUAGUGUUUUUGUGCAUUUUUUAGUUUACAGAGUCAAAAAUAGAUGUUUGGGAGUUUACAACUGGGUUAUAAAAAAUGUUUUCUUGAAUAUUUGGAUUUGAAUAUUUAUUAAAUCUUUUGAUUGUGGUUUGCACUAAACAAGGUAAGGCGGUACACUGUUGUUUUUACACAUCUUGUUUGUGGUACUUUUUAAACCGUUUUUAAGCAAGUACUUUUUAUUGAUUAACACUUCUCUUCAUAUAUGCAGUCCAGGAACUAUUUGCACUGUAUAAUGUAACUGUGGUCACUUAUUAAUACUAAUGUCUACCAGAACAGCAAUAUGGUUUUCUAUUCAAUAUUGAAAAUAAGUAUCUAGUGAAGUGACUUGUUACUGAGUACAUACAGUAUUGUCUAAACUAAAUAAUUUUAAAACUGAAAAUUGCUGUUAGCACUUCGAUUAAACCUGUACCAGAUGUAUGGCAUUAUUUGAAAUUUUCAUUUUAUUAGUAUUCUGUGAGCUUGUUUUAAUGAUUUCGCGUCUUGUGUCGUAAUGUCAAGCGCUUAUAAUGGUUAUGUUACAAAUCAUAACAUCAGACAUCAUAAUACAUUUGCUGGUAUUAUGUUCACCGCUCAGUUUAUGUCUCUACUGCAAUAUCUUUUUGCAAAUGCAAGAGUCUUGCUGCUUAUUUGUAAUGGUCUGUGACUUUUAUAGGAUUAUACCAUACAAUGCCUUUUAAUAAUAAAGAAAACUCAAGGUGAAGUUAUGACAUGAAAUUACAUUUGUACUAAUCUGUAGUAUAUUUGAAAUCAUGAAUUUUACAUUCUGGUUUGGCAUUUCUAGUGUAAACCUGUGCGUCGUGAUGCUGCAGGGUGCUGCUUGAUGUAAAUUAGCAUUAACUAAAUCUUUUUGGUGACUUUUUGGUAACAACACUUGCAUUAUGCUGUUCUGUUGGCUUUUUUGUGUUGUCACAUGUAGGUAGUUUGUAAGGUUUGAGCAACAGUUUGUCAGAAGUCAGAUUGUGCCUUUAAUGCUAAAGUUGACCUCCAUCAAUGUGAUGCAUUUCUUACUCUCAUCCUUGUAUCUCAAAAACAUAAACAACCUGAUUGUAACAAUAUAAUGACUGUUAUAAAAAUCUUUUAGGUCUGUUUUUGUUAUUACACUCUCAGAAAGAAAUGUACAAAAGCUGUCUCUAGGGUGGUACUUUUUAAAAAGUACACAUUUUACCUUAGAGUUACAUAAUGGUACCAAAUGUAUACAUAUUUGUACCUAAAUAUUACAUAUUAAGGACUUUAAAAAGGGUACCAUCCCAGUGACAGGUUUUUCUUACCAUAUUUUCUGAGAUUGUGGGAAAGGUAUACAGUAUUUAAAAAGCUUUAAAAAUGUUUGCUAAGCAAAGCCAUGUUUGUUUUCAUAAAAUUGUAAAUUCUCUUAAACAUUGAAGUGUCUAUGAAAUGAAAUACUGUAGUGAAUCUUUCUUUUCUCUGUAUUUCUUGCUUGAAAGGCAAUAAAUGGUCUGUUUUUACUUCAUAAAUUG